ACGAAUUUCCCGCCAGCUGUCAAAAAGUCUGUUGCUGAGGCUGACAAAUUAAAUGUUCAAAUGGUUGAUAAACAAAGAACUUUGUUGGGAAAGCAGCCAGCCCGACUAUUGCUGGUGGAUGCCUCCCACCAUCGCAUGUGUGAUGCCGGUAUAGACGUGUGCACAGCAUUGGACAAUGUGCUUUCUUUGGCAUGCAACUUCAAUGGGCCUACAAGAAUACCAUUUCUUAGUAUCAUGUGUUUACAGAAGCAUCCUGAGAUGCUUCUGCCUUUCUCCUAUGUGAGGAACAACUACACGAGACUGCAGGCAGCUGUGUCUGAUCUGCGUAUCAGGCUGGAUGGUCAUGUGACUCGCCCCUCUGAGGUCCUGCCCUCGUACUUCCAGGCUCUAGCUGAGGCCUGCACCCAGUACCAGAGGCAGAUACAAUCAGCUACACAGUCAAGUGGUUUCUGCCAUCAGUUGGAGAUAAUCUUGUUGACCUGCCAGAGUAGUAGACUAGUACAGAAAGGUGUUGACAUGGCUCUCACUUCCAUCGAUACUGAUAGUCUUAAGAGUAUCCAGGUGGUGUGCCUGAGUGGUGCCAGUCUAUUUGGCGAGGAAGACAUAUUUGCAUAUGGGAGCCAGUCUAGUGAGAGCCUCUCGGACCCCUCUAGUGAAUCCAGCCUUAACUCACUCAUAGAGGUCAACACCAUACAGCCUGACUUGCUUUGCCUACAGAACCUGUUCAUGGGCUGGUUGACAGAUUCAAGCACAGACAGUGAACACCUACACAUCCUCCUUCCAGCACCACAAUACUCUUGUACCAAUACAUACUCUGCUGAAUCCUGUCUUACAAUAAAGUGUGACAUCCAUGAGAGAAUCCUCCAGCCAGCUCAACUUCCAAGCUACUGUCAGUUUAGCCUGCAUGCAGACUCGAGCUUGAUGAAGGUGGUAUUCCCCAGCACCAGUAAAGCUGUUGGUCUGAAGAUCCCAGUCCACAGGCUCAAGGUCCAGGCCAUCCUCCCUGUUAGCCACAUCUGUGACUCUGUUGUGUUUGGCAUGCCCAUGAUAGCAAAUGCGACCUCUUGCUGGCGGAUUGACUGGGAUGAAUUAGAGAGAAACCAGCAGUUGUUCUACACACUCAGUCACACCCUCGCAUCACAGGAGCAAGCAUUACUCGCCAAACUGUUACCACCAGAGCCAACUCAGGGCCAUGGAAGAACUGUGCGGGGAAGUACAAGCCCAGAGAGCCAGCCCUGUGGUCACUUUGUGCUGGUUCCCUCUGGGUCCGGUACCCUGCUUGUGAAGGCCGUGGCCACCAAGGAACUCAUGUUGCCCCACAAAGCUGGGAGACAGAUGGAGGAACCAGUACAGGAAUGUAUGGAAAAGAUCUGCUCAAGUCUGGAUCAGCUUGUAGCCCUGGAAGCAUACAACCCACUUCAGCACAGUUCUGACAUUUUUGAAAGCCUUAAAUGCUGUGGUAAAAAGCCUGGACCUCAGAGACAGAAAAGACCUCUUGAUGAGAGUCCCCAUCCUGUUGCAAGCAAGGUGUCAGUUAAAGGUGGGCGUAAUUUGAAGAAGCAGCCAGUGGUUCAGUCUACCUCAUCUAUAGAGCAUGACCCCUUGGCUGACACACCACCUUCAGAAAGGAUAGAGAACAGAACGGGCAUGAAGCUUCCUAGACGGGCCUUAUACACCCAGCCCCACACAAUGUUCACGGCAGAAACAUGGGAGCCCCCUAACUCUCAUUCUGCGGAUAAAAUCGGCUCUUCCAGGUAUAGGCAGGCUUCGCUGAAUUUCCCUUCAGAACUGUAGCUGGAUUGUUUGAAAAUUUUGAACUACAUAUAUUCACAUGUUCAUAAUGUUAUAAGAAUAUGAACUGUUCCCUUUAUGGACUUGAUACGAUGUGAUAAUAUUAUUAAAUGAUCUUGUUACAGUUAUGUUUCAGAAAUAAAUUGUUAAAGCAACGUCUUGCAGUAUACGAUAGUGCCAUAUUAGCAGGACAGCCUUCAUACAUACAGACUGUACAUACUAGGGAGGCUAUUACUUCAAUCAAUACCAAUAAAAUAAUCAUGAUAGGACAUAGAUAUACAAGCAGCAAACAAUCAGGUCACUUGGAAAAAGUGAUACAUUUAGGCGUUACAGGGACGAUCAUAAACAUGGUAAACACUAUAAGAUAUCUUGAAAGAGAAUGCUAGUUUGCAAACAGUGAACCCUUUAUAAAAUGAAGUGGAGAAGAAACAAAAACAUUUUUUAAAGAAAAGAAUAUACGAAAAGGAAAAGAGAAAAGUAUCGCCGAAGAAAUUUUUGCUUCCAAAACGGCAAACGACUCAACCGGCGACCACUGGGUUAUUAACAAGGCACUCUAGUUACUACGUUACAAAGC
Molecule: messenger RNA, 2365 nt
Organism: Mya arenaria
Lineage: Eukaryota; Metazoa; Mollusca; Bivalvia; Myida; Myidae
Product: meiosis 1 arrest protein-like
Exons: 13
Coding region: 61-1794 (577 amino acids)
Biological process (GO): male meiosis chromosome separation; spermatogenesis; meiosis I
Source: RefSeq, a predicted model, not a curated record